Anopheles marshallii is the source of this 819-nucleotide messenger RNA. RefSeq names its product dehydrodolichyl diphosphate synthase complex subunit nus1-like. Gene Ontology annotation, cellular component: endoplasmic reticulum membrane; dehydrodolichyl diphosphate synthase complex. NCBI's taxonomy places the organism in Eukaryota, Metazoa, Arthropoda, Insecta, Diptera, Culicidae. Gene Ontology annotation, molecular function: ditrans,polycis-polyprenyl diphosphate synthase [(2E,6E)-farnesyl diphosphate specific] activity. The coding region runs from base 1 to 819 and encodes 272 amino acids. The transcript has 2 exons. The record is from RefSeq and is a predicted model, not a curated record.
AUGAAAUCAAAUAGGGCGAACGAGAAAGGUAGCGCCAAUCUUCUGAUGAGUUCACUCUUGUUGCUGCUGCACACCGUCUUCACCUGGGUGGAGCAUUUAUUCCGCUUACUGCGACGGUGCCGGAAAGCCAUCUAUCACAUCAGUCCCCUAGGAACAGUUGUAGAAUCUUACCGAAUAAAACAAUCCCAACAUUACGUGAAAUCACAGCUCCAGACGGUAUCAAAAAUUCCCACUCAUCUUGUGGUGCUGCUCGGGCUUGAGCAUCCCGAUUAUCAGCGACUAUCUCAGUUUAUUCACUGGUCGUAUGCAGCCGGUAUCGCGUACGUUAGUUUCUAUGAUCAUAAUGGAACUAUUAAACGUAACCAUGAGCAAAUCAAACGCUGUGUGGGUAAAGCACCGUUAGCAGACAAACAUCAUAUCCGAUGGUUGGAUCAAGAUUACAAUUCGGUUGAUAUGGACAGAGUGCCUGCCAAUCGGAAAUGUACGUAUGUUAGCUUCCUUUCGCCGGAGAAUGGUAAACAGGCACUGGUGAAACUGAGCCGCGCGAUUGGCGAAUCAGUUCGGUGUCGUGAUCUGUUUCCGUCCGAUUUAAGCAUCGAAUUUUUGGACAGUCGAUUGCAAUCUUCGCCUAAUUACGUGCCCGAUCCGGACUUAGCCGUUUACUUCGGUGAAGUUUGUUCUGCGUAUGGCCUAUUGCCGUGGCAGAUAAGAUUGACGGAGUUUUUGCAACUCGAGUGGCGCCUGAAGGACAGCAACGAACAUCAUUUUGUCGAUUGUUUGCUUCGGUUUGCGAAGUGUGAACAGCGUAUGGGAUCGUAA